UCCUCUUUCCGAACCCUCGAGAGACAGCCUUCUGGCGCACACGUCUCGUUCAGCUUCUCUUCCCGCCCUCCAAGAUCAAAAUCGAGAAUCGAAACUGAGCUGGAGUCCAUGCAGCAGGAGCCUGCACCCGCCAGAUCUCCGGGGUCCCAGCAGGAUCCCGCGCUGCCCCACACGCCCACCAUGCCUCCCCCGGAGUCCCUCUCGGAAGACCACCAGCCCAGCCCCAGCCACUGCCCCACAGAGCAAGCCACGGAGGAGGAGUUCCAGUUCCUGCGCUGCCAGGGCUGCAAGGCCGAAGCCAAGUGCCCUAAGCUGCUGCCUUGUCUGCACACGCUGUGCUCAGGAUGCCUGGAGGCGCCGGGCAUGCAGUGCCCCAUCUGCCAGGCGACCCAGCCCCCAGGCGCUGACGCGCGAGCCCUGGAUAACGUCUUCUUCGAGAGUCUGCAGCGGCGCCUGUCGGUGUACCGGCAGAUCGUGGACGCGCAGGCCGUUUGCACCCGCUGCAAAGAGCCGGCCGACUUCUGGUGCUUCGAGUGUGAGCAGCUCCUCUGCGCCAAGUGCUUCGAGGCGCACCAGUGGUUCCUCAAGCACGAGGCCCGACGCCUGGCAGAGCUCCGCAGCCAGUCGGUGCGCGAGUUCCUGGACGGCACGCGCAAGUCCAACAACAUCUUCUGCUCCAACCCCAACCACCGCACCCCUACGCUGACUAGCAUCUACUGCCGAGGCUGCUCCAAGCCGCUGUGCUGCUCGUGCGCGCUGCUGGAUAGCGGCCACAGCAAGCUCAAGUGCGACAUCAGCACGGAGAUCAAGCAGCGCCAGGACGAGCUGGACGCCAUGACCCAAGCGCUGCAGGAGCAGGACCGCGCUUUUGAUGCGGCGCAGGCGCAGAUGAGCUCGGCCGUCAGCCAGCUGGGCCGCGUGCGCGCCGAAACCGAGGAGCUGAUCCGCACGCGCGUGCGCCAGGUAGUAGCGCACGUGCGGGAGCAGGAGCGCGAGCUGUUGGAGGCGGUGAACGAGCGGUACCGGCGCGACUACGAAGAGAUAGCGGGCCAGCUGAGCCGCCUGGAUGCAGUGCUGCAGCGCAUCCGCAUGGGCGGCGCGCUCGUGCAGAGGAUGAAGCGCUAUGCCUCGGACCAGGAGGUGCUGGACAUGCACGGCUUCCUGAGCGAGGCGCUCGGCCGUCUGCGCCAGGAGGAGCCCCAGAGCCUGCAGGCCGCCGUGCGCACCGACAGCUUCGACGAAUUCAAGGUGCGCCUGCAGGACCUCAUCUCUUGCAUCACCCAGGGGACAGAUGCAGCUGUACCCAAGAGAACCAGCCCAGAGGCUGCCAGCACUCGCAGCGACCCUUCUGACGUUGACCUGCCAGAGGAGGUACAGAGGGCUCAGGCGCCGGCCCCGGGGCUGGCCGAGGCCCUGGCUGAGACCCAACCUGUGGCUGUGGUACAGGCGGUGCCUGGAGCACACCCUGUGCCAGUGUACGCCUACUCCAUCAAAGACCCCUCCGACAGAGAGGAGGUCUCCAGCGCAGCCACACCACAGAAGAGGAAGUCCUGCCAGACCGAGUGCCCCAGGAAGGUCAUCAAGAUGGAGUCUGAGGAGAGAGAGGCAAGGUUGGCCCGGAGCUCCCCCGAGCAGCCCAGGCCCAGCACCUCCAGGGCAGUCUCGCCACCCCACCUGGACAAGCCUCCCAGCCCCAAGAGCCCCAUCGUAGGAAAUGAGGUCUUCCUGCCCAACAGCAACCACACAACCAGCGACCCUGCGGAGGCAGAGGAACGCAUCGUGGUGAUCAGCAGCUCAGAAGACUCAGAUGCCGAAAACUCGUCCUCCCCAGAGCUGGAUGACAGCAGCAGCGAGUCCAGUGACCUCCAGCUGGAGGGCCCCAGCUCCCUCAGGGUCCUGAACGACAGCCUCGCCGACCCCCGAGCAGAAGACAGGCCCCUGGUUUUCUUUGACCUCAUGAUUGACAAUGAAACCCAGAAGAUUAGCCAGCUGGCGGCUGUGAACCAGCAAAGCAAGUUCCGCGUGCUCAUCCAGCCGGAGGCCCUCUUCAGCGUCUACUCCAAGGCCGUCUCCCUGGAGGUGGGGCUGCAGCGCUUCCUCGGCUUCCUGAGCUCCAUGCACCGCCCCGUGCUGGCUUGCUAUAAGCUGUGGGGGCCUGGCCUCCCCAACUUCUUCCAGGCCCUGGAGGGCAUGAACAGGCUGUGGGAGUUCCAGGAGGCCAUCUCGGGCUUCCUGGCCACCCUGCCCCUUAUCCGGGAACUUGUGCCCGGGGCCAGCAGCUUCAAACUCAAGAGUCUGGCCAAGACCUACCUGGUGAGAAACAUGAGCGAACGCAGCUCCCUGGCCACCGUGCUGACCAUGCGCGACCUGUGCCGCCUCCUCGAGAUCUCCCCAGGCCCCGAGCUGGCCCAGCACAUCUACCCCUUCAGCAACCUGCAGUGCUUCGCGUCCCUGCAGCCCCUGGUGCGGGCGGCCGUCCUGCCCCAGGCCGAGGCCCGCCUCCUGGCCCUCCACAACGUGAGCUUCAUGGAGCUGCUGACUGCACACCAGCGUGACCCGCAGGGGGGCUUGAAGAAGUACAGCCGCUACCUGAGCCCGCAGACCACCUCGCUGCCCCCAGCCCAGCCUCCUCUCAACCUGCAGGCUCUGAGCACCUACUUUGAAGGCCUGUCGGAUGGGCCGGCCUUGACACGGGCAGAAGGCGUCUCUGCCCCUCUCACUGGCCACAGCGUGGCAGAAAGGGCCUCCCAGCAGAGCUGAGAGGAGGGGAUGACUGGCUGGGAGUCUCUGGAGGCAGAGAAGGCGGGGGUCCCUGAGCCAGGCCCCAUCCAUCACAGCAUUUCCAGGCCCUGGUCCCCAGUACUCAGUUGUCAUUUGGUCCAGAAUCAGUUCUCCUCUGGGACCAAAUUCCCUUUCUCUAAAAAUCCCACAAAGAAGGUUUCAGGGCCAAGCCACCUCUAGGGGCCACCAGAUCCCCGUGGGGCCCCUGGGAGCACCAGUGGGCUAGCUCACCAGACUGCAGGCCCCUCCCCUCCAGGAGCCGAAACCAGGAGGUCCCGGGUGAAGAGAGCAUGGCCUCUGGGCUCUCUAAGUGGCCCCAUGUUGCCCCCGCCACCUGACCUGCCACAUCCAUGGUGUCCUUGCAGCUCCUCCCUGACCCCCAGCCACUGCCCCAGGGGACUAAUGGCAGCUCCCACAGACACUGUCGGCAACACCAGCGGCCCCACGGGUACCCAAAGUGCCUUUCCAAGCAAACUGCCCCUCACGAGUUUGGGUUCUCCCAGCCCCUGCCUGCCUGGAGGCCACUCUGUCCACUUCCCCUCUGGAACAUUUUCAUCCUCAAAGGGCCUCAUAUCAGCAGAGACAGAGGCUGCUGCCCCAUGCCUGUCCCUGCUUCCAAAUUCUGACCCUUCCAUGCUUGCUUCUCCCUCCUGGCCACCCAAACACCUCCCCAAGCCACCAGCUCCUCUCAGCAUGGCCCUUCGCUCUCUGCACUGCGCCCCCAACCCUCCUGAGGAGUGUCCUCUAACCCAGUGCUGCUCUCCGUGUAGUCCAGGGACCCGCAGCAUUGGCAUCCCCUGAGAGCCUCCACUCCAGACCUCUAAAUCAGAAUCUCUGGGGCGUGGCCCAACAAGCUGCUUUAGCAGGUUCUCCAGAUGAUUCUGAUGCCCACUAAAUUUCAGAACCGUUGGUCUGAUAGACUACUCCUCCAAGGGGAAGCAGUGUGGAGCUGCAGAGAAAGUCCUGGCCCUGACUGCGUGCACUGAGUGUGACCUGGAAGAGGCCCCUUCCUGAGCCCCACCUCCCCACCUGUAAAAUGGGCUGGUUGGCCCAGACAGGCUCAGAGCUCCCAUCCAGGUCUGCCAUUCUGGGGUUUUAGGAAUGGACAGCAGGCCUCUGAGGCAGUGGACAAGAAGGUUUUCAUUCUUGAGCCCAAGCUCCCAGCCCUAAGCUAAGAUCCCCAACCUUGUGGUCACACCAGAGGCCAGCAGCAGAACACAGGGCCAUCCCGUCAGACUAGCAGAACCACUGUCCCUCCCCUGUCCCCCUCUCCCAUCCCUCUUCUGUGGCUCCCGGCCACUGGGACGCAGCCCAGGCCUCCAGCCUCUAGGCCUCAGCUCCCACAGGGCUGAACUGUGUGUGCCCACACCUCAGCCCCCAUCCAGUGGGUGCCCAAAGGAACUUGCUGCCAUGGUGGGGGUGCUGGCUCUAACAGUGAACUCCAGUGCGUUUAACCUAGGACCCUGAUUCAAAGCAGGUGCCGGCUCUGAAGCGCCUGUGGGAACAGGCAAAUGGGGAGAGGGAAGGAGAAAAGAUGGGGCCCCAGCCUGGCUGCGAUGACCGAUGACCAUCCUGGCAGCUGCAAGGCAGCCCCUGGGCCACUCCCCAUAUCAUUUUCACCCCAGCCUCGCUGUGAACUUAGCAGUAUCCACUGAUUUCCAGCUCCAAGCCCAGCCCCCCAAUGUUUGCUGUCUUCAGAUGUAGUUGAUCACAGGUUUUGUAAGAAAGGGCUAUUCUGCCCUCCCUCUACUUCCACAGCCUUUAAUAAAGACAUGAAUCUUCACAGCCUGAUGCGCCAAUCACAGUCUCUACUCUGCCCACCCAGGGACACUGAGCAGCUUCCCGCCUGGUGAAGAGGGGGCACUCCUGGGCAUGGGAGAGCUGCUCUUUGUGGGGACCUUCUGGGACUUAGCAGAGCUGAGAGAGCCUCGUUGCUCGGUGCUGAGGGCCUCACGGAUGUGAACCCCCCCAUUCCAAGUGGGGAGACCCAGGGUGGGCCUGCCUGGGGUCCUUUCCAAAAAGGAGAGCCACAUGGAGGGAAAGAAGCGCCAGCUUCAAGAAUUACCCACUAGAGGGAGUCAGGAGCCAGAGAUCAGGGUGUGCAGGAACUGUACUCUGUCCCUUGCUGGGUAAUCUUGUACCCCUGUCUGUGUCCCCAGAGCCACAGGUGGUAAAACCCUUAACAAGGAGGUGGUGUGUCGUUAAUGUGUCACUGUCUUGGCCAUCACAGAUGGAAUUCACGUUAGUACUGCAGGGCUCCCCUGGCACAGGUAUUGUGAUUUGAUCAGUGCCACCACCCUUAACCCCACCUACCUGUCCCAGGUGCCCAAAUUCCAGUCC
Molecule: messenger RNA, 5121 nt
Organism: Diceros bicornis minor
Lineage: Eukaryota; Metazoa; Chordata; Mammalia; Perissodactyla; Rhinocerotidae
Gene: PML
Product: PML nuclear body scaffold
Exons: 9
Coding region: 109-2760 (883 amino acids)
Biological process (GO): PML body organization; intrinsic apoptotic signaling pathway in response to DNA damage; positive regulation of DNA-templated transcription
Cellular component (GO): nucleoplasm; chromatin; PML body
Molecular function (GO): zinc ion binding; ubiquitin-protein transferase activity
Source: RefSeq, a predicted model, not a curated record